Molecule: messenger RNA, 1419 nt
Organism: Durusdinium trenchii
Lineage: Eukaryota; Dinophyceae; Suessiales; Symbiodiniaceae
Source: the annotation of a GenBank genome assembly
AUGGCCCUGCGGGAGGCCGCUCGUGUGGGUGGAGAGGAAGCCUCUUACUUCGAACACUUCACUGAAGCCAAGCAGAAGCUCUCGAAUCUUCGGGCGAAGCGUCUUCAACAGCAGUCCUUAGACGUGAUCCGCGGUGAUGGCAAGGACUUGGAGUCUGUGAUGGCCGUGAUCAGCGUGGCCUUACGGCGCUCGGAUUGGGACCGAGAGUGGGACCAAAUUUGGCUGGAGGUCCUACAAGAAGGUCGCGCUCAAGUGAAGAAGAUGGUGGACGAUGCGAAAUCCAAAGGUGAUCACCCGAAGGUGGCGAAGAUCUACCGUUUGGCCGAGAAGCACGGCCUCCGAGUCAUUGCUGCGCAUACGGUGGCCGUGUGGGAGGACCUGAUCCAAUCGUCGCGACAAGAUGCCAAGACCUUGGCCAAGCUGUGUAGUGCGGCCUAUGACGAGGGCGCAGCCUGCAAGCAGUUCUUGGCUGAUGCAGAGGAAGCCGUCCUGGCCUUGGCCAAAGAGUUGGAGGAGCAGUGGGACAAAUCCAAAGCCCAAAGCUGCAGUGAAUCUUUCGCUGAGCUGGUCCAGGAACUGAGUGCUGAUGCGAACUUGUCCAGGCUUUUCGAGGAGGUCCAGUCGGCCGGCUACCGUGCCUCGGAACGCGAACGCGGCCUCCGAGAGAAGGCGGAGGCAGUCUUGCAGCAAAAGGCUGGCUUGAUGUCCCAUGAGGACUCGGAGCUCUCCAUGGAACACCUGCAGGAGGUCUUAGAGGCGCUCAAGGACUCUCAAGAUUGGCAAUGGCAGAAGAACAUCCACCACGCCACGGAACUCCUGCAGAAGCAGGUCAAGGCUUGCUUCAAGAACCGUGGAAUGAUGGAUGCCCAGCCCAUGCUUUUGGACCUCAUGGAGGCUGCCAAGACUCAUCAGGUGACGGAUCAAUUGACCCCGCUCUUGGAGAAGGCCUUGCGAGGUCAUCUCGAAAAAGGUGGUUCACGGACCAAGCCGCAGAAGGAGACGGACGCCGUCAAGCUCCUGCAGAUCUCGCUGUGCGCGGAGAAGCUCCAGCUGUCCGACGUCCGUGUGAAGGCCAUCGAGGAGAUGAAGCGUUCAGUGGAAGCGAUGAAAAACAAAGGUGCCGAUGGCUUGACCGAACUACGUACCUUUCAGGACGAAGCUCAACGCUUGGAUGCUUUGGCUGCCGUGGAGUUGGCCACAGAAAGCUUGGCGCAGGUGGAAGAACGCCCUGGUGCGGCGCGGCGCGGGCUUUCCGCGCCCGCGGGCGCGCCCGUGGGCUCGGGUCCAGCUGUGGAGCGUUUGGGGCGGCGGAAGAGUUCCAAGAUGUCGGAGCUCUUCCGGAUAGUGCCCACCCUGGCGCUGAUCGGCGCUCUGGUGAUAGCAGUGGCCGCCCUGCUGGGCAAGACAGUGGAGACGUAG